AUGGCGGAACAUGUAGAAGCCAUUGUUCCGAACUUCUACAUAAGGGUUAAGCACACGGAGCCAAACGAUUUCAUUCGCUUGCCGAACAAUGUCUCCCGUGCAAUUGAUGGCGCGUAUGCAAGAAUCGCAACCUUUCGAACUCGUGGAGGAGCUUGGAAGGUUUGGAUAACAAAGGCGGGUCAAGGCCGGCCUAUGCGAUUCGCCAACGGUUGGCGGCAGUUUGUGCAGCGUAAUGAUGUGCGUGAUGGUGUUCUUCUCACCUUCAACCAUUCACAGAAUCUUGACUUCCAUGUUCAAAUAUUCGGAAGGGAUGGCACUGAAUUUCACCAACCACCUUAUUGUACAUGUGCCCUUCACAUACAACCCUCAGAAAUACCACACCAACAUCGAUUGUAUGCUACGACUGAUAUAAAAGGGUGGGGGACCAUGUUUCGCUACCCCAAUACCCCUUUAAGUCGAGUGGCCUUACCAGACUGGGUGGCGGAUCUACCACGAUUUGGCGAAAGACAAUGCUUGAGUCUCGUAGAUGGAGAGGGGAUGAGCUGGCCCGUCUCAAUUACACGUGAAAUUCAAUCGGACAAUAAGGUGAAUGUUUAUCUUAGCGAAGGGUGGCAUCAAUUCUAUGAUGGACAUAGACUUGGAGUUGGAGAUAUUGUUUCCUUCUACAUCCAAGGACAUUGUAGCAGAGAUGAUACGUCGACAAUUCGAGUCAAAAUUCGCCGUUUCCUGUGGCAAGACGGUAAACGUGUUGUUGUCGAUUCCUAG
Salvia miltiorrhiza (redroot sage) is the source of this 765-nucleotide messenger RNA. Its product is annotated as B3 domain-containing protein REM9-like. The transcript has 3 exons. The coding region runs from base 1 to 765 and encodes 254 amino acids. The record is from RefSeq and is a predicted model, not a curated record. Lineage: Eukaryota; Viridiplantae; Streptophyta; Magnoliopsida; Lamiales; Lamiaceae. Gene Ontology annotation, molecular function: DNA binding.